This is a messenger RNA of Poeciliopsis prolifica (blackstripe livebearer), 7731 nucleotides long. RefSeq names its product regulator of G protein signaling 12b (gene rgs12b). Gene Ontology annotation, molecular function: protein binding; GTPase activator activity. Gene Ontology annotation, biological process: signal transduction. Lineage: Eukaryota; Metazoa; Chordata; Actinopteri; Cyprinodontiformes; Poeciliidae. The record is from RefSeq and is a predicted model, not a curated record.
UAUUAUUUCCAUUCAAGAUUUUUGCAACAAAAGUGCAAGUCUACUGAAAAAUCAAUGCACUACAAAGUACAUGAACUGAGUAGUUGGUUGGGUCCUGGUAUGUACCAUCAGCAGUCUCUAACAAGCACUAUUCAACAUGCUAGAAAGUAAAACACUGGAACGACUGGGAAAUGGAUCAGUUUGAUUCAGAAAGUCUCUUGUGCAAUAUAAAAUGUUAUUAAAGACCAAAUCUGGCCUGCAUAGAAACCAGUGAACAGAAAGUCAUCCUGCCAAUGUCCUUGCUUUAGUCCUUGCUUUAGUCGGGGGUCCCAACACGUCUGCACGCCCUUUUCCUCGCUGCCCACUCUGAACACACCUCCUCCCAAACCUCCUCCUCCUCCUCUUGUGAGGCCACUUCGCCAGAUGGUGUAGUCUUUUUCUUUUGUUUACCCAUCGCCUCAGAGUUUACCUAACAAACCUUAGCGACAGAACCACGGGAUGUCUCCGAGCAGCAUGACCGCUGGACACAGACACGUGUCUUUCGCCAGGAGGAAGGACUGACAUCAUGAUGGGACCACUCACAAAGCCGUGUUAAAGCUUGAGUCUUGCUUCUCACCCAUGUGCUGCAUUCUGAGCUGCUGCUCAUCUUUUCAUAGCAGCCCAGCUGUUAAGACAUUGAAUGUGUCUCAAACCAAGGAUGUGAAAUGAUCAAUUGAAACCCCGUCCGAUCAAUGGAAAAGAGAAGGUUUCCUGGCACAAUGUCCAGGCAGGUGGAUUCGUCGUCCAAGAGACGCCCCUGUGCUGGAAGUGGGCUGACGUUCCCUCAGCCUCCCCAGCUCGCGUCCACCGUCCAGUAUGGCCGCAUUCAGGCUGUGGAGGUUGCGAGAGGAAGAACAGGGUACGGCUUCACGCUGACAGGCCAAAGUCCUUGUGUCCUCAGCUGCAUCCUUAAAGGAAGUCCUGCAGACUACGUGGGGCUGCGCUCAGGAGACUGCAUCCUUUCUGUCAAUGACAUAAAUGUCUCCAAGGCAUCGCACGAAGAUGUCGUCAAACUGAUUGGACGUUGCUCUGGCAUUUUAAAGCUGGUCAUUGCUGAGGGCGAGCGCCACCGGCGCCACCCUCAACGGGCCGCCGGCAGUCGCCAUCACAGCAGUAAUGCGAUGACGGCAACCUACCUGGAUUCCUGCUCCAGUGAUGACGAGCUGGAUGUCUUUUACAAUAAUGGUGUGGGCAACAAUAAUGGCCGGUCAGGCUGUGGAACAAAAGGAGGCUGGUACAAGCCCAAACUGGAUUCCAAGCAGCUUGGCAUCAACAGAGCAGAGAAGGUGGUGGCCGAGUUGCAAUCUGGAGGAAUCUUCAACAUGAUCUUUGAAAAUUCCAGCCACUCCUCCAGCAGCUCGGACAAGGACAGGCCCGGGGUGAGCUCAUCCUCAAAGCCGCGUCAGAUGUCCGAUCCGGAAUUCAACCCUUACCGCAAUGCCUCCUGUACCCAGAGCAACCCCAACCUGCUCUCUGAGGAGGAGAUGGCCCAGGUGCUGAAUGAUGACUCUGUCUUCCUGGAGUCCGACUUCCGUCACCUCCACAUUCACCACCACGAAGAGCAAGAUAUGGAUGUUGGAGAAGGUGCUGACUUUGGUCUUGAGCCCAGCGAGGGAAUCCUUAACGUUGGGAUGAUUGUUGGGUAUCUCGGCUCCAUCGAGCUCGCCUCAACAGGAACCAACCUGGAGAAUGACAGUCUGCAAGCCAUCAGAGGGAGCAUGAGGCGCCUCAGGGCCGAGCAGAAGAUUCAUUCAUUGGUCCUCAUGAAGGUCAUGCAUGACAGCGUACUCCUGUGCAGCGACAGAGGUCAGGUCUUGGCCACCUACCCUGCAGAAAAACUCGCCUUCAGCGCCUGUUGUCCUGAUGAUCGGCGAUUCUUCGGACUGGUAACCAUGCAAGCCACGGACGACCACGACGAUCGCCACUUCAGCAACGGGCGAGACGACGAAGGGAGUUUAAGGACAUCAUGUCACGUGUUCAUCGUGGAUCCAGAACUAUGUCAUCACCAGGUCCAUUUAGGGGUGGCCAGGAGGUUUGGCUUUGAGUGCACCCCCGACCCAGACACAGGAGGCUGCCUGGAGUUCCCGCCCAGUUCUCAGCCGCUACUCCAGUUUGUUUCUGUCCUCUACCGAGACAUGGGGGAUAACAUCGAGGGGGUCCGGGCCCGCGCCUUCCACGAUCCAGACAACGACGCCCAACAGAACCACAGCACCAGCAGCAACAGCGAUAGUGGAAUCGGCAACUUUUUACCCGAGGAGAAGAGCAACCGAGUCCUUUUGGUGGAUCUCGGGGGCCCUCCCAGUCACAACCACAUGUCUGGGGCCCGCCAGUGGGACAGCCCGCCCUCCUCUCAGCAGGCCUGGAGCCCCAUCCUUGGAGCCGCCGCCUCCCCCCCUCCACCUCCCCCUCCUCCUCCGAUGCUGAGAAACGGUCACUACCUCCACGACCCGCACCUCGCUGACCUCCCUCACCCUCUCCCGCUGGCUCACCCUGACCUGCCAAGCAGACUCUCACAAGGACUCAAUGUGCAUCACUACCCGGCGAGGAAGCUGGGUGGAGCUAUGGGGGGAGGAGACAGAAGAGGAGGAGGAGUAGGAGUAGAGCCUCAGAGGUGGCUGCCAGUCCAUGUGCUGAGAGACUGGCGUCAGCAGCACCAGCACCACCACAGCCACUUUCAGGGUCUGAGCAGCGAUCAAGAGUCAUACGCCGAGUCCACUGACGGAUGGUCAUCAGCCAACUGCAGCACCCUGCCCCCACCCAUGAAUAAGAUCCCUGCCGACCGCUACCGGGCCCCGCUGGCCCCAGGGGACCGCAUGCACCCACCUGGUGUCAGUCAUCCACCAUCUCCUCCUCCUCCUCCCCCUCCUGCACAUCUCCACAGCCACCGGCUGGCUGCUCAGAAAGACGAGUGGGCCAAGAAACUGUUCGGCGCCGGAGACCGGGAGCGCAAUGGAGCACAGCGAGCCGAAAGAGAGAAAAAACGAGAGGUGAACUCAAAGGAGGGAGAGAAAAAGGGCGGUCGGUUUCGCGGCUUGACGAUGGGGUUCCCUCCUCUGCCGCAGCGCUCCUCAGCCAGACGGUCCUUUGGGCGCUCCAAACGCCUCAGCAUGGCCCGCUCCCUGGACAACUUGGAGUCCGCUGCAGUCUCUGAUGGAGAGCUGAACAGCGUGGAGCUGCAGGGCUGCAGCAGUGACAACAGUCUGAACAGCAAUGCUAGCCUUCCCAGCGUCCAGAGUCACCGGCGCCACACCGAGAGGAGGGUGGCCAGUUGGGCCGUCUGCUUCGAGCGGCUGCUGCAGGACCCUGUAGCAGUCCGCUACUUUUCGGAGUUCCUAAAGAAGGAGUUCAGUGAGGAGAACAUCCUGUUCUGGCAGGCCUGUGAAUUCUUCAGCCAUGUUCCUGAGAAUGACAACAAGCAGCUCUCACAGCGUGCCAGAGAGAUCUACAACAGCUUCCUUUCCAGUAAAGCAACAACACCGGUCAACAUCGACAGUCAAGCCCAGCUUGCUGACGAUAUCCUCAACGCGCCAAAACCUGACAUGUUCAAGGAGCAGCAGCUGCAGAUUUUUAACCUGAUGAAGUUUGACAGCUACACGCGAUUCCUCAAGUCUCGGCUGUACCAGGAGUGCAUGCUGGCGGAGGUGGAGGGCAGACCACUUCCUGACCCCUACCACAUCCCCAGCAGCCCAACGUCAAAGCACAGCACCACCGGCUCCGACCGCUCCAACCUCUCCACUCCCAAAAAGGAGGACAAGAAAACCAAAUCAGGGCGGUCUUUGAACGAAGACAGUCGGGAUGACUCAGGAGACCGGAGGAAGGGCAUGUUUUUUUCGUGGUCCCGAAACAGGAGCUUUGGCAAAGGCCCCAAAAAGCGAGAGCUGGCUGAUUUUAAUUACAGCACCAACGGUCGUCGGGAGUCCCAGGGCUCGCUGUCCUCAGGAGCGAGUCUGGAACUGGGGACGUCAGGUUCAGGGAAGAAUGAGCAUGAUACUUCCCGUGGCGCAGUAUCAGAACGAGGAGGAAGCAGCGCCCCCUUGAGGCAAUGUAACAUUAGCUUGCCAGACGGCUCAUGUUGCCCGGUGCCUCUUCGGCCCGGCAUGUCCAUCAGAGACCUGUUGCAGGGCCUUUGUGACAAACUCUGCAUCAACCUGGCAGCUAUAGACCUUUUCCUUGUCGGAGGAGAGAAGCCUCUUGUUUUGGACCAAGACUGUAUGACCCUGAGCUCUCGAGACCUGAGAUUAGAAAAGCGCACUCUGUUCAGGCUUGACUUGGUCCCCAUCAACCGCUCUGUGGGUCUGAAGGCUAAGCCAACUAAACCAGUGACUGAGGUCUUGAGGCCUGUUGUGGCCAAAUAUGGGCUGCACCUCUCUGACUUAGUGGCACGUAUAAGCGGCGAAUCAGAACCUUUAGAUCUCGGGCUUCCUAUUUCCAACCUGGACGGUUUGCGAGUUGUGUUAGACAUUGAAGAAAACGCCAUGGGGAAAGACAAAAUCAAAGCAGCUCAGAGUCACCUUCCGGCUUCGACGAGCAGGAACCAGUCGGCAACAGGGGACGACAGGCCAACAAGGAAAGGCGGUUCAGCCCACCCCCAUGGGGAAAAUGGCAAGGCUGGGCCCGGCCCCGGCACAAGCAGCCAGACCCUACCCAACCACUCUGUCUCUCUGCAUAAGGCUCCGGGGAAAAGAAAGCAGAAAAAGAUUAAUAUAGACGAAGCUGAAGAGUUCUUCGACCUCAUAUCCAAAGCUCAGAGCAACCGAGCCGACGACCAGCGAGGCCUGCUGAACAAGAGCGACCUUCAGCUGCCCGACUUUCUGCGCCUCACACCAACCAGCCCGACGACGCCUCCUCCCCGCAACCCCGAGCCCAUCUGCUCCACCCCGAAUUCCCGUAACACCAACAAUGGCGGCUUCACCACCAGCAGCCACCGGGGCAACAAGGGAAAUGGCAAUCACAGGGGCGGCGUGGUCAGUGGCUCGUACCUGCUCAGUGCGAGCCAUCAGUCGCAGAGCUUGGACUCAGCGCUGGGCGCAGAGUGUGGAGGUGGCAGAAAACCCAGACCCCCCCCUCCGUUUCCAGCCACCGUCUCCCCCAUCCAGUCAAGCCGACCAGGCGGGCAGGGUCUCCUCCAGAACUCAUCCAGAGGGGAAUCGAUGCAGAUGCUGGAGGAGGACACCCUGUCAGAUCUAACUCUUGUGGGAGAAGGAGAUAUUAACAGCCCCAGCCUCAACUACAUCACUCCCUCCUCCCUGUCGAGUAAACCCCUCCCCCAGCCUCAACGCCAAGCGCAGGACGGUCAGCCUUGCUCAGGUACCUCGCCGGUGUGAACUCUUAAGACUGCUGAACCUGCACCGCUCUCUUCACCUGACUGUUAGUGGGACCGGUGACCCACUAGAGUCAGUCUGACGUUACUUCAUUCUGCCACUAUUCAGACGUGGCAGAAAAUGCAUCUGAAUCUCCUCCUUCCCUGCCACUUUUAGAUGCUACUUAGAAGUUUUAUUCCAGAACUGUCUAAAAAUACACACAACUAAUGUAGAAGAUCAGAGUGAAGAGCUUAAUUGCAAACAGUAGAGAUUAGAUUUUAUUUAGACAGCAGUGGAUCUGAUAACAUGUGAGGUGUUCAUAGGCCUGUCACAAUAACGCAUUUUGUUUGGACGAUAAAUUGUCCAAGAUAUUAUUGUGAUAAACAAUAACGUUGUUGUCUAGAUGCAACUAAUUUAAUGAUACAGGCAUAGUAAUUCAACUUUGCCUUCUUAAAGAGUAAUAAAUGUUUUGUUUUUUUUUUUAUGGAACACUUCACACUGGAACUGGAAGUUAUUUUUAAUACUCAACAUAAAACACAACAAUUUAAAACAAUAAAAAAAUUUGGUAAAAAUCUCAAACAACUGAAACCAUAAAUGCAAUGGAUUAUGAAAACUGUCCUUCAAGAAGCGCAAAUCAUCCGAAUGGAAAUUAUUGAGCUCAUUUAAUUUAUGAUAAUAAUUGCUGAUUGCGACAGGCUUAGGUGUGCACUACUUUGGGGCCAGCAAUCUUUUUUUAGAACAGUAAAAUGUGUCAAAAAUACAAAGAGAGGAAAAUGGAUGCAUUGAGCAUGGACAAAUUGUUCCCCUUGGAUUUUCUUGUGUGGUGUGUAUCUGUGUGGACUUUUCGACAGACUUGCUGUGGAUUAUGUUUGCUUUGAGACAUAAGACUGAGGGUGAGGUUGGUAGAAACCUGUGCCAAACUCACUCCUCCAGUCCCUAAAUGUACAGAAUCUUAACAAUGCACUUUAGCCAAUUGUAAACAAGACGUUAUUUGUCAGAGUGUAAUUUCUUUUCCCGUUACUUUUCUUUACAUUAACUUUUUAUGUCUGUUUCAUUCUACAUGUGACUAAGCAGCCAUAGUUUUAGAAAAUAAUUUCAGUCAUAGAGAUGCAUUGAUACAAAUGUUGGGGCUAGUUUCCAAUCCUCCGGUUUUUGUAAAACUUUGACCAGCUGAUGUGAUUGCAUCCAAUUCCAGAUUCUCUUUAAAACUGAAACUGAUAAUGUUUUCCUCUACAUUUCCUGCACAGAGCAGUCAUUACCUGUUAUAUUGUGCAUUGGAGACCACUGAUACAUUGCUCUUAAUGUAUGUCGCUAAUAUGGCUAAUGUAUAUCUCUGUUAGUAUAUGUUGUUGAUAGAGACCGUCAUCUCUAUGAGAGAUUGUAAAAUCGGGUUUUGCUAUCUUUAAAACAAAAAACUAUUUCAGCAUUAGCAUUAGCAUGGCUAGCAUUGUUAAAAUCCCAAUCUUCAAGUUCAUUUCCUAGACUAGUUCUAGGAAAUGAGCUAGUCUAGUAGACUUAGUAUCUUAAGUCUCUAUUUUACAAAAUAACCUGUAUUAUAAGUUCCAACGAACACAACAGAGUAACUUCGCUUUAGCCAAAAACAUUCUUUGAAAAAAAAAAUGUAAAAAUGCCUUCCUAAAUGUGUUUUCCUCGAGUUUUGACACUGAAACUCAAAAUGGCAAACCUUGAGUCUUCUACACUCGGUAGCAACUUGCACAUUAUGGAGAGUAAAUAUCACUGAAACAUGGUAGCACUCAUACAUCAUUAAGAUGACUGAUUGGAACAAGAUUUUAUUUUUGAUUUUCCAGCUGAUCAAACCAAAACUUGAUUCUGGUCACCAACCUCUGGCUCGGUGCAUCUCUACUCAGUAGCCACUGAAAAGCUCUAAGAAAAUACUGCAGUUUUUGACUGCAUGGCUGGUUGGUCUGACUCAAUAAAGACAGAGGCUUCACUGCCUUUAUAGGCAGUACAUGCAUUUUUAAACCCAUUUCCAUCGUUGUUCUCUUACCUCAGGCAUUUCGACUGUAUCGCAAGUGCUUAUGUGUGCAAUCUUGCUCAUUGAUCAUAUGAUUGUUAAUAAUGUGCACUGGCUGUAAACAAGCAGCUUUUUUUUCUUAUUGAUCGACCAUCUCUCUUUCAGAUUAGAAAGCUUUGAGCUGUGUUUUCUGCAAGCUUCUAUCUGGACUCAUUUCAUAUGAAUUUUUAACUUCACUGUAUAAAUCCAUUAAUUUAUGCAUCAUGUUGUUUUCGUUGUUGCCACCAGUUAAAAGUGUUAAUUUGUAUAUAGUGCCCUGGAAACCACCAUGUUGCAUUCUUUAAAGGUGCCGCAGCCAUUCUGUCUCAUUAGGAAUCGGUUCCGCCGAGUUGACAUUGCGCUCUGUGAAUAGUUCAAAUAAAUGUUUCCCACGUUUUA